Messenger RNA from Dioscorea cayenensis subsp. rotundata (Guinea yam), 564 nucleotides. RefSeq names its product secreted RxLR effector protein 161-like. The record is from RefSeq and is a predicted model, not a curated record. The transcript has a single exon. NCBI's taxonomy places the organism in Eukaryota, Viridiplantae, Streptophyta, Magnoliopsida, Dioscoreales, Dioscoreaceae. The coding region runs from base 1 to 564 and encodes 187 amino acids.
AUGAGUGUGAAUCAGAAGUUGACAAAAGAUGAGCAUGGAAAAGACGUAGACCCAAGUCUCUAUAGAAGCAUGAUUGGAAGCUUACUCUAUCUCACAGCUAGCAGGCCGGACAUAUCUUUCAGUGUUGGAGUUUGUGCAAGAUAUCAAGCAACACCGAAGGAGUCUCAUUUGACAGUUGUUAAACGUAUCAUCAGAUAUGUUCAUGGUACUGCAGAAUAUGGAAUUUGGUAUUCAAAAGACUCCAACUCACAUCUUGCAGGGUAUAGUGAUGCAGAUUGGGCAGGAAACAUUGAUGAUAGAAAAAGCACUUCAGGAGGAUGUUUCUAUCUUGGUAACAACUUGGUUACAUGGUAUAGCAAGAAGCAAAGUUCCAUUUCACUCUCCACUGCAGAAGCUGAAUACAUAGCAGCAGAAAAUUGUACUCAAUUGUUGUGGAUGAAGCAAAUGCUUGAAGACUAUGGCUUACAACAAGGGUUAUUGACUAUAUUUUGUGACAACAAAAGUGCAAUUGAUAUAUCCAAGAAUCCAGUUCAACAUUCCCGUACCAAACAUAUUGAUCUUUAA